UGUGUGGACAGUGUCUCCGGGGUCGACUCGUCCCUGAAGCGCGUGGCGGUGGUGGAGGAUUUCUUCGACAUCAUCUACUCCAUGCACGUGGAGGUCGGCAGCGAUCCAGGCAAAGCUCCCAAACACGCCGGCCAGAAGAAAACCUACAAGGCUAUUGCAGAGACGUACGCCUUCCUGCCCAGAGAGGCGGUGACUCACUUCCUGAUGAGCUGCGGCGAGUGUCAGAAGAGGAUGCACAUCAGCACCACAGGACAAGAAUACAAAGAGAACGACAGGCCGAGCUCUCUGGUGUCGGAGGUGAUAGACUACAACAUGCCUCUCACCACCACCUACAUGAAGCAGAUGAAGCUUCAAUACAUGAGCAACAACAAGGUAGAAACCACGGGGGGGAAACAGCCGCUCGGUAAACAUGUGAUGUUCUGUCCAAAGACUAGAACUUCAUCAGACGUGUGUGAGAUCGUUCAGACCUCAGUCCAGAUACUGGCGUGCAGGAGGACGCGUUCUUUACAAAUCCAGUAGAACGGGAAAUAAUGGAAAUGACCUCAAGGACACAAACAUGAGCGAAUCGUCCUGAGCAGCUGCUGUAGCAACACGUGAACCACGCAUACCUCACAUGCACCACGUCAGUCCAACACUGUCAUUCAAAGAACAAGGUCUGGACUCCACUUUAAAGAAAAGUUCCCUCAGCAGCCGAAUCCCUGAGCUCACGCAGCAGAUGAACCAGAUCUGUCUGUUUGAUUAAUAGAUAUUUGAGGUUUGUUCCUUUGUGAUCUCCACAUGACGCAGGACAAUCAGAUGGUUGUCUGUAAUCCAGAGUCUGAUAACGUUUUAUCUUAUUGGUUAAAAACCUUCACGUCCCGAUAGCUUGUGUUCAUGCACUUUGGGGGAGGAGCUUUGGAGGGGGUGAGAUGUAUCGUGUAGCCUGAACUCACUUUUCAAGGAUUACCAACCGUAACUUUAACAAUAACAGUAAUAACUAGAAUUUAUUCAGCUCCUUUCAAGAGACUCGAGGAUGAUUACAUGUGUCAGUGGAGACAAAAGAGAAAAGAAAGUCAUUAGCACAAAAUUAACAGCAUCACCGCAAACACUGGUGGCCGGGUGGAGCUGGAAGUCUAUAAUAUUAUAAUAUUCUG
Molecule: messenger RNA, 1133 nt
Organism: Paralichthys olivaceus (Japanese flounder)
Lineage: Eukaryota; Metazoa; Chordata; Actinopteri; Pleuronectiformes; Paralichthyidae
Source: RefSeq, a predicted model, not a curated record